GCGAGCAGCAGCGAGCCGACCUGCUGCAGUUGUGUGAGGGCGCCGCUGGGUGAGUCCCUCUCUCCGCCGCCUCUGUCUCCACAGCUCCCUUUUCCCAAAGAAAAGAAGAGGAGAACUAGGUCCGGGGAGGAGGGCCCGCCGCCAUUAUCGGAAAGCUGGCAGAAAAUAUCACUUUCACACACGCAAUCUGCCCAUAAAUCGACCAGGACGUGAACAGUUUGUGUUGCAGCAGAAGCAGAUUUCAGACGAAACAAGGCGAUUGCAACAAACUCACCGUUGUCUGGUGUGCUCGACCGGCCCAGCAUUAUGUGGGCACAACAAUGGACAGAAUAAUUAUUGAAAAAGCAACGUGGUGAACGGAGAAGAAGACGGCUAAGCAGAUUUUUUUUGUACGCCUGAAUUUCUUAUAAGGGAAAAAAAAGAACCCUUGCGAGAACAAAAAAUUGGAUCGUUUUAUUAUUUUGGAUAUUUAUUUCUUCCUUUGGCGUGUUUAAUUGCAACGCAGACAGUGAUGCUAAGCAGGAGAAUGCAGGAAUGGGUAGCGGAUAUUUAAAUCCAAUAACCCUAUCGCUCAAACUGUAGUAUUAUCAGGAUCAGCUGUGAAUUGAGGCGACCCACAGUGUAUUCUGCGGCUUUAUGCUCAUGCACAUCAGUCGGCGAGGGCUGCGGCAAGAGCUGGCCUGACAGAUGCAAGAGGAGAAAGGGAGAAAUGCGAUGGAUCUGACUCACAUAAGGAAUGAAUGAAAGAACCCCAGCACUUUUUUUAAUGUUGAUAGCCUGCAGAAGAAACUGAAAUCUGAUCUCCUCUGCGGAUCAGCAACUUUAUGGACAAACAUACAAGUGAACUCCUUUAUACAGUGCCUGUUUAUGGCAGGAUGAGCGUCAGAAGACUAUGAUGGCGAAAAAGCAAGAUGUCCGAUCACCCAUUUACAACCUCAUUGUGGUGGGUUUGUCAGGCACAGAGAAAGAGAAGGGGCAAUGUGGGGUUGGAAAGUCCUGCUUGUCUAAUAGGUAUGUACGGCCUAGUGCUGAUGACUUCUACCUGGACCACACAUCAGUGUUGAGCACCAGUGACUUUGGGGGUCGAGUGGUUAAUAAUGAUCACUUUCUGUUUUGGGGAGAGGUUUCACGGGUUCUGGAGGAGGGGCCCGAGUGCAGAAUGCAUGUUGUGGAGCAAACAGAGUUCAUUGAUGACCAGACAUUUCAGCCACACCGUAGCACUGCUAUGCAGCCCUAUAUCAAACGGGCAGCCGCAACCAAGCUGGCGUCAGCAGAGAAGCUCAUGUACUUCUGCACAGAUCAGCUGGGCCUGGAGCAAGACUUUGAGCAAAAACAAAUGCCUGAGGGCAAGCUGCAGGUUGAUGGUUUCCUGCUAUGUGUUGAUGUCAGCAGGGGCAUGAACCGCAACUUUGAUGACCAGCUGAAAUUUGUCACAAACCUAUAUGGUCAGCUUAGCAAGACUAAGAAGCCCAUUGUGCUGGUCCUCACUAAAUGUGAUGAAGGAGUUGAGCGCUAUAUCAAAGAUGCACAUACCUUUGCUAUCACUAAGAAGAGUCUACCAGUAGUUGAGACAUCUGCACGCUCAAAUAUAAAUGUGGACCUUGCCUUCCUCUCUUUGGUUCAACUUAUCGAUAAGAGCAGGGGCAAGCCCAAGAUCAUUCCUUACUUUGAAGCCCUAAAGCUCCAGAGUCAGCAGAUAGCUUCUGCUAAGGAUCGCUAUGAAUGGUUAAUCAACCGUAUAGUAAAGAAUCAUAAUGAAACCUGGUUAAACACCAGUCGACGGAUGAACACCUCCCCAGAGUACAAAGAAUACGUCUUCUUGGAGGGAACGGCUAAAUGCAAGAAGCUUUUUCAACAGCAUGUGUACCGUCUGAAGCAAGAACAUAUUGAGAGACGUCGAAAAAUAUACUUGAGCACUCUUCCUUUAGCACUUAGUUCCUUGGUGCCUGACUUGGAUGAAAUAGAUCAGCUGAGCUGGUCUGGGGUACAGAAGGUUCUAGAGUCCAAGCAGCACUUUGCCCACUGGUUUGUUGUUCUGGAGGACUCUCCAUGGGAGGAUACAUCUCACAUUGACAACAUGGAGGAUGAGCGAAUCCCUUCAGACCUACUGGAGACUGGAGAAGCAGAGGAUAUAUUUAAUGCCCACCUGGAACAUUUGCGUAAUGAGUGCAGACGGGCAGAGAUGAGGCUGGAGUUUAAACACAAGUUAGCUUCUUCUCCCUUUGUCACACCUGGUAAACCUUGGGAGGAAGCCCGCAGCUUUAUCAUGAAUGAAGAGUUCUACCAGUGGCUUGAGGAGCCUGAGUACUUGGACCUGUACAACCGACAUCAGAAGGAGAUCAUUGACCGUGCUAAAGAAGACUUCCAGGAGCUCUUACUGGAGUACUCUGAGCUUUUUUAUGAGCUUGAGGUGGAUGCCAAGCCAAGCAAGGAGAAGAUGGGGGCAAUUCAGGAAGUGUUAGGGGAAGAACAGAGGUUCAAGACACUACAAAAGCUUCCAGCUGAAAGAGAUGCUCUAGUGUUGAAGCAUAUCCACUUUGUCUAUCACCCUACGAAGGAGACCUGCCCAAGCAGUCCUCACUGUGGAGACUUUAAGAUUGAACAAAUGUUAGUUUCACGUUUCCCCACAUGUUACCCCUUUUUUGAUGUGAAAGCUCAUUUUGGGGAUACCAAGGCUGACAGAAUUAACCUUGUCAUACUGGGGAAGGAUGGACUGGCCAGAGAAUUUGCCAAUGAGAUAAGAGCUCUCUGCACAAAUGAUGACUGGUAUGUGUUAGAUGGGAAGAUGUAUGAGUUGACGCUGCGACCUAUUGAGGGAAAUGUACGUCUUCCAGUAAAUUCCUUCCACACCCCGACUUUCACCCCUCAUGGAUGUCUGUGUCUGUAUAAUUCAAAAGAGUCCCUCUCCUAUGUGGUUGAAAGCCUUGAACGACUUAGAGAAUCAACUCUAGGUCGAAGGGAUAGCCAGCUAGCACAGCUGCCAACAUCACUGCUUUUAGUCACUAAAAGAGGUGUAGGAUCAUAUGUGGAUAUUGGUGGAGAAACUGCCUUAAACCUAAUAACACAGGGACAGCAGGUUGCAAGGAGACUACAGUGUAGCUUCUUAGACCCUGCCUCCCCUGGUGUGGGCUAUGGCCAUAACGUCAAUGAGACUCAAAUCAACCAGGUGCUAAGGAGCCUUCUGGAUAUUAGGAGGAGCACAUCCUUCAGUAGCAGCUCGCCACCACUCCUCCCUGAGCCUCCAGGUCUCAGAGACUCUCCUCAUCAGCCGGCCCCAGAGGCAGAUCUUCGCAUUGUCAUGUGCUUAAUGUGUGGAGACUCUUAUGACAUUGAGCAGCUCUUGUCCCCUUUCCUAAUGCAUCAGCACUGCAGGCCCAUGUCUAAUUGUGGCACCUCUGUAUUGCUAGAGCAGACUGUUGGUGGACACAAGCUGGCUAUAGAGCUCUCUCUGCUCUCCUACCAUGCCUCUUUCACUUUGCGGAAGAGCAGGUUGGUACAUGGCUACAUCGCUGUGUACUCUGUCACCCGGAAAGCUUCUCUGGAGACCCUGUGUGCAUUCUUGUGCGAGGUCCAGGACAUCAUCCCAGUCCAGCUGUUGGCAGUGGGGGAUAGCCAGGCAGAGCUCACUGAUAGUGACUAUGCCCGUGAACAGCAGAUCCAGGGAGAGGAGCUAGCCCAUGAAAUUGAGGGUCGCUUCAACAGCGUGGUUUGUGGAUCUGGGGGUGUGGUAGGAGGCCUGCACAGGAUAGAAAUGUUCCAUCCUUUUCUGAUGGAGGUAGUCGAGAAACGCAACAUUGUGGAAGCCACACACAUGUAUGACAAUGUUGCUGAAGCAUGCACCAAUGAAAAUGUGUACUCCCCACGCUGCAGUUCUCCCAGUCCUGUCACUAUGUUCCUGGAUUCAGAGGAUGAUGUAGAGCCAUCGCCACCGUACUAUGAUGGCACGCUCACUUCUCAUAGUGGGGGCUUCAACCUGCCUGACUUAGAUUCCAGUGACAUAUCUGUCAUCUCUGAUAUCAGAGAUUUUGAGAACAAACUCAACAACAAAUUACCGCCCCAGGUGAGAGUGAAACCGGGUGUCACUUUUGACUUCCGGAAGGUGAGCCGCAACCCAUACAUAGAUACACUGGGUCACCGUCGAUCCCUGCCCUCUGCUGUAACCUGGGUUCCUGGUGGGGAUGUGGGUUAUGAUCCAUCAGACUAUGCUGAACCCAUUGACGCUGUUUCAAAACCACGUCCUAGCAAUGAAGAAAUCAUCUACUCAGUGCCACAUGACAGCACACAAGGCAAAAUCAUCACCAUCCGCAACUCCAACAGGAUGCACUCCAAUGGAAAUGGCUCAGACAGCGAAGCGGACAGCAGCUCCCUGGAGCGAAGGAGGAAGUUCUCAGCAGCGGGGGUCAAGCCUCGCCUUUACCGGGACCGUUCCAAACGUCUUGGCAAGUUCAGCAGCUUUCGCACAAGCUUCAUAGGCAGCGAUGAUGAGAUGGGAGCUCUACCAAAGUCCAAGGAAGAUGACUUUGGGACCCUGAAAGGCGAAAGUCUGGUUAAUGAGGAGAGUGAAGACCCAAAAAAGAGGAACAUCCUGAAGAGCCUGCGGCGAACAGCCAAGAAAACAAGACCAAAGGCCCGUCCAGCUAUUCCCAAGCCCAUUGAGAGCAUCUACUUUGGGGUUCCCCUAGUGAAUGUGGUAUCUCCAGACAGACCUAUACCACUCUUCAUCGAGAAGUGUGUCCGCUUCAUUGAGACAACAGGCCUGAAUACAGAGGGUUUGUACCGUGUAAGCGGGAACAAGUCAGAGAUGGAAAGCAUGCAGAGGCAGUUUGAACAGGACCAUGGAUUAGACCUAGUGGAGAAAGACUUCUCCAUAAACACUGUGGCUGGAGCCCUCAAAAGCUUCUUCUCUGAGCUGCCUGAGCCCCUGGUGCCUUGUGCUCUGCAGGUGGACCUAUUGGAUGCUUUCAAAAUCAAUGAUAGAGAACAGAGGCUGUACACCAUGAAGGAUGUCCUGAGGAAGUUCCCCAGGGAGAAUUAUGAUGCCUUCAAAUAUGUAGUGAGCCACUUACACAAGGUGAGCCAGCUGAGCAGGGUGAACUUGAUGACAAGUGAAAACUUGUCCAUCUGUUUCUGGCCCACUCUCAUGAGGCCAGACUUCUCCACUAUGGAUGCCCUGACUGCCACACGCACCUACCAGACAAUCAUCGAGAGCUUCAUCCACCAGUGUGCAUUCUUCUUCUACAACCAGCCCUUCCUCGACUCCCCCACUGGCCUAGCAGGCCUCCCAGCCUCACCCACCACCACCCUAAGUGGGAGCUCUGCCUACUCUUGCUACCGCUCCUCUCCUCCCCACACCACCACGCACUUCAGCCCCCUGCAGCAGUCCCCGCCCACCACCCCCCAGUCUCCCCUGCAGUCUCUGCUCCCUCCCCUCCACCAGCACCCCCACUCCCACCACUCCCCUGCUGAACAGGAGACACUGUGAGAGACUAUGAAACCACGUGUGCCCAUGAUGAUGCUGGACCUUAUCACCAACCCACACACACACACACACAGUCACACACACAGUCAUACAAACACAAAACCCAUGUGCACUUGCACACUACAUUUUUGAUCAUGGACAACGUAGAUUAUGAAGAGAGGGGAUAGGAAGUGUCUGAGAAACUUCCCCAACCUGUUAUUUGUAUCCAUUCUUGUGCUCAUCUGGGUAGGCUACCAUUACCAGUGACUCUACCUCUGCCCUCUGAGACCCUGAUCUUCUGGAAUUUGACAUCAGGUCCUAAGUGGAGGACAGAUGGCGCUGUCACUGCAAGUCUCUCUUCUGUCAGCCACCACUUCCUACCCUACCAAGAAAUAGAAACCUCUAUGCCAAGCUGGAAGACAUAAUUUGUGGCCACCAUGUUUUUAUCUGUGUAAAACUGUUUUAGUUUUUUUUUUCUCAUGAAAGUACUGCCACUGGAUUUAUAGACCGUUCCUCUGUAGGUCCUUUGGGCAGCAGUUUGCUCCAUAGCAGAGGUUCUCUGUGUCUGCCUUUGGGCUUUCUCUCAUCGGCUCUACUUGAGGGGUCAGCAUGGGGAGGGAAGGGAAAGGGAAAGGAGGGGUGGGUGGGGGGUGGGGUACACAUCCAGGGAUGCACUUUAAUGAUCACUGUUGUUUUCCCUCAAAAAGUUUUUUUGAACAUACUGUUUUCUUGUGUGUUUUUAAUUUCACAGCUCAAACAGCCAUACCCAUUGCCUCUACAGAGCUCUGGCAGAUCAAACUUUGUUUACAUCAAACUUGUUUUUGUAUCCACAAACUUAUCUGAAGCACUUUUUGAUAGUGUAGUGUUCAAUUUGAAGAAAUGCCGCAUUGAUUAAUUGUCCAUAUUAUUUUGGGGUGUUUUUUUUUAGUGGUUGAGUGUGGCAUCAGCACAGGCUUGUGAAACAAGAUCCUUUUGUAAAAACUUAUGUUCUUUAAGUUGAUCCAAAAGACCCUUUUUAGGUUGAUAGGAAUCUACUCGUAUUCCUCAUUCAUCCAGCCAUGUGAAAAAUAGCUUUCUUUUAGCGUUUGUCCUCUUUCUAGCUGUCAGUCGAUCAGAUUGGAGUUUAGGGAAGUUUGGUUUAACUAAGCCGUUAUAAUACCAGUGAAGACUUUGCCUGCCAUCAGUCAAGUGAAGGAGAUAUUUUUCCAUUUUUCCAUUUUUCCAUUUUUGAAUGUGUAACCUCGUCAUUCCAUAACGUUGCAAUCUAGUGUCCAUGGAAACCACACGCUUGAAACAUGAUAGGUUGCUGGAUGUGUUGCCGUGGCUGUCUAUCAAACCAAGCUCUUUGUAUUCAUCUAAUAUUAAGGACCUUUAACUCAGAAGGUUUAGUAUUCUUGACGUACUAUUACCACUAGUCCUGCUAUACAAUACGAUGACCAGUAGGAAACUGAAUAUUUGUGGAAGGGGCACAUUUCAGGAAGCACCACCUGCCAUUUACCUGCUCUAGUGAAGUAGUAGUUUCGUGCUGGCAUAUUGUCCUCCCUGUCAUGGAAAACAAGCAGCACUUUUUCAGUGGUAGCACGGUUAAUGAAGACCUAUGAUUUUAACCCUUAAACUAGUAAACAAGUAAAAAAAAAAAAAAAAAUGGAAAAAAA
Molecule: messenger RNA, 7113 nt
Organism: Scomber japonicus (chub mackerel)
Lineage: Eukaryota; Metazoa; Chordata; Actinopteri; Scombriformes; Scombridae
Gene: arhgap35b
Product: Rho GTPase activating protein 35b
Exons: 7
Coding region: 893-5482 (1529 amino acids)
Biological process (GO): signal transduction
Molecular function (GO): GTPase activity; GTP binding
Source: RefSeq, a predicted model, not a curated record